Molecule: messenger RNA, 2967 nt
Organism: Hylaeus volcanicus
Lineage: Eukaryota; Metazoa; Arthropoda; Insecta; Hymenoptera; Colletidae
Gene: mib1
Product: E3 ubiquitin-protein ligase MIB1
Exons: 9
Coding region: 83-2059 (658 amino acids)
Biological process (GO): protein ubiquitination
Cellular component (GO): cytoplasm
Molecular function (GO): protein binding; ubiquitin-protein transferase activity; zinc ion binding
Source: RefSeq, a predicted model, not a curated record
UUUUCAGUGUUGGUGCGUGGUAGUAGUAUCGGGUUCUUUGAUUUUUUCGUGUUAUUAGUAGUAAAUUCGUUGUUAAUAAAUUAUGGAGGCUGGUGCGAGUACCGGUACUCGUACAACGCGAUUUAUGAUGGAAGGUGUCGGAGCUCGGGUCAUCCGUGGACCCGAAUGGAAGUGGGGUAAACAGGAUGGAGGAGAAGGCCACGUGGGAACUGUUCGAAAUUUCGAAUCUCCAGAAGAAGUUGUUGUUGUUUGGGAUAAUGGUACAGCCGCUAAUUAUCGUUGUUCUGGUGCAUUUGAUCUUCGAAUUUUGGAUUCAGCUCCUACUGGUGUAAAACAUGAUGGAACAAUGUGCGAUACAUGUAGACAACAACCAAUUUUUGGAAUUCGCUGGAAAUGUGCAGAGUGUGGAAAUUACGAUCUCUGUUCUAUUUGUUAUCAUGGAGACAAACAUCACCUAAGACACAGAUUUUAUCGUAUAGCAACUCCUGGAAGUGAAAGAGUCUUAUUGGAACCAAGACGUAAAAGUAAAAAGAUUGCAAUUCGUGGUAUAUUUCCUGGUGCAAGGGUUGUGCGAGGUGUUGAUUGGCAAUGGGAAGAUCAAGAUGGUGGAAAUGGACGAAGAGGUAAAGUCAAUGAAGUUCAAGAUUGGUCAGCUGCCAGCCCACGUUCAGCAGCUUAUGUUAUAUGGGAUAAUGGUGCCAAAAAUUUGUAUCGCGUGGGCUUUGAAGGAAUGGCGGACUUAAAAGUUGUUAAUGAUGCUAAAGGUCAAACAGUGUAUAGGGAUCAUUUGCCACUGUUAGGUGAACAGGGUCCAGGUCGAACUGGUCCGCACGGAUUACAAAUUGGAGAUCAGGUUAACGUUGAUUUAGAAUUGGAAAUAGUGCAGUCAUUGCAACAUGGACAUGGUGGUUGGACAGAUGGAAUGUUUGAGUGCCUUGGCACUACAGGCACUGUCGUUGGUAUCGACGAAGAUCAUGACAUUGUCGUGUCAUAUCCAAGCGGAAAUCGAUGGACUUUCAAUCCUGCUGUAUUGACGAAAGUGCAAAUACCAGUACCAGUUACCAGUUCAAGCUCCGAUAAUCAAACAUUUGCGGUUGGAGAUUUGGUACAAAUAUGUAAUGACUUAGAGAAAAUUAAACUGCUUCAACGCGGUCAUGGAGAAUGGGCUGAAGCAAUGGCGCCGACUAUGGGAAAAAUUGGUAGAGUUUUGCAAAUAUACCACGACGGAGACUUAAAAGUAGAAGUUUGCAGUACAUCUUGGACUUAUAAUCCCCAAGCAGUUACGAAAGUAGCGAGUAGCGAUGGUAGUGUUCCGGGAAAUAGCAGUGGAGAACGUUUAUCAGCACUGUUGAAGAAAUUAUUUGAAACGCAUGUUUCGGGUGAUGUUAAUGAAGAAUUGGUGAAAACUGCGGCAAAUGGCGAUGCUGCUAAAUGCGAAGAAUGCUUGAAAAGACCAGAAGCCGAUGUAAACGGUGUAUUUGCUGGCCACACUGCUUUACAAGCUGCAAGUCAAAAUGGUCAUCUAGAAGUCAUUAAAAUUCUCCUCCGUUACAAGGCAGAUGUAGAGAUUGAAGAUAAAGAUGGAGACAGAGCUGUACAUCAUGCAGCUUUUGGAGAUGAACCAGGAGUAAUGGCAUUGUUAGCUGGUGCGGGAGCUGACUUGAAUGCCAGAAAUAAAAGACGUCAAACAGCCCUCCAUAUCGCGGUUAAUAAAGGACAUGCUGGUGUAGUGCGCACGUUGUUGGAAUUAGGUUGCCAUCCAAGUUUACAGGAUUCUCAAUCAGAGGGAGAAGACAGCGCUGUACAAAGUUCCGCCGCUACAGAAGACUCGUCCAAUGUAGGGGAACAAAAUGAAGAAUUAGUGUCUUUGACUAAUACUUCAAACAAAAUAAAAAAUCGAAAGGAAUUUGUACCUCUUCAACAAGUACUUCGAGAGAAAGUAACGAUAACGCAGGAUUCUAGAGUAGACAAAAUUUAUGAAAUACUACAAAACAUUAUUUGGAAACGAAUUCCUAGAGACGCGACUAUUCUAUUAUAUUUGGCGAAUAUAUUGGUAUGAAGCAUAGGAGUUGUAAUUAAUGAAAGGAGUUGAAUUAAUACAAAGUAUUAUUGGAUAUUCGAUCUCUAAUAUUUUGUUUAAAUUCGAGAUGUAGAAAUUCACAAUAUUCUCUGUUGUAUCCACUCUAUCAUCAUCUUCGACUUCGUCACAAUGGAGGUUGGAAAUUCGAUACAAAUUUUCUUCGAUUAGCUUACAAAGUGAACAUUAAGGCACAUAAUAUUCAGCUAUAUAAGCGAAUGCAGUAGACUUCCGUAUAACGCGCAUUUUUAUAACUCGCCAGAGAUAUGGCGACUACUGAUUUCAUAUAAUCCAUAUCAGCAAUUUCUCGUACAAUGCACAUUUCGUACAAUUCAUCCCCGCAUUUAAAACACUAAAUUUGUAAGCGAAACUAAUUCAACAAAUGAAAAUGAGUACUAAAAACGAAGAGGUUGGAACGCAAUUUUUAAUGACUCGAACAGUGUCUAACGAUUCAAAUUACGAAAGAAUUUGUCAGUUUUUUAAAUUCAUCAUAAAAAUUUGAUUAUACAAAUAAAUUUGUACAAUCAUUUUUUUUAAAUUAAAUUUCAUUGAAAUAAAACAGAUUUUUUACGUACACUAAUAAUGUAUUUGAGUUAACAGUGUAUACAUAUAUGUCACUUUUUUUUAGUAUACCAAUUGUUAAAAGAUAGAAAAUAAAAUUUGGCAAUAAUCAUUCCGAACAUGUUACUUUAGAUUUUUUAUACGCGUUAUACGAAGAAAGUCUCGUAUUCAUACAUCGUGUAACGCAUUAACUGCGUUAUACGGGAGUCUACUGUACACUGACAUUGUAUGUAAAUAAUUCUACAGGUUUUUAAGUCGCAAUUUUUGUAAUUUUGUAUUUUUAACUUAUAUAGUUUACUUUCUUCAUUUUAUGAAAUAAAUUUAAAUCA